CCUUUGCGCAAGUCUCCCCGGAAUAAACUUUGAUCGGGCUUCCAAAUUUUUAGAAAUUUGUCUGUGAAACUCUCUCCAUCUCUCGCUCUACAGUCGGAGAAUUAAGGCCGAAAGCCAUCAAGCGAAAAGUUAUUUCAAUUGUUGAUCAGCAAUAACAAAAAUGUCUCGGAGAUAUGAUAGCCGUACAACGAUCUUCUCCCCUGAAGGUCGCCUUUACCAAGUUGAGUAUGCAAUGGAGGCCAUUGGAAAUGCUGGCACUGCGAUUGGAAUAUUGUCAAAGGAUGGGGUUGUCUUGGUCGGUGAAAAGAAAGUUACUUCCAAGCUUCUUCAAACCUCUACAUCUACAGAGAAGAUGUACAAGAUUGAUGAUCAUGUUGCUUGUGCUGUGGCGGGAAUAAUGUCGGAUGCAAACAUCCUCAUCAACACUGCUAGGGUGCAAGCACAACGAUACACAUAUGCUUACCAAGAGCCAAUGCCUGUUGAACAGUUAGUUCAAUCUCUUUGUGACACAAAGCAGGGUUACACACAGUUUGGUGGUCUACGCCCCUUCGGUGUUUCAUUUCUUUUUGCAGGAUGGGACAAAAAUUAUGGUUUCCAACUUUACAUGAGUGAUCCUAGUGGAAACUACAGUGGAUGGAAAGCUGCAGCUAUUGGUGCCAAUAACCAGGCAGCACAGUCAAUGCUAAAACAAGAUUACAAGGAUGAUAUCAUGAGGGAAGAAGCAGUCCAACUUGCACUGAAGGUGCUCAGUAAAACCAUGGACAGCACUAGCCUUACUUCAGAGAAGCUUGAAUUGGCUGAGGUUCUCCUCACACCUUCUGGGAAUGUAAAGUACCAGGUCUGCUCACCUGAUUCUCUGAGUAAGUUGUUGCUGAAGUUUGGAGUGACCCAACCUGCUGCUGAGGCUUUUUGAUUUAGGUUCGUUAUUUUUCAUAUGUCAUUGUGACAGUUUAGUGUACUUUAUUUAUAUUCUCUCGCUAAUGGGAUUGAAAUAUCUCUCGGAUAAUGUUGCUUGAAGUGAAUUAAACUUUGAAUUUACCGAUGAUGUUGUCAUGGGCUAAGGGGAUUGAGUCUUUUAUAUAUAUAUAUAAACAAAGAAUGUACGUUUUAUUUGAUUUUAGCAAGGUUUGUUUGGGUGCAAA
Molecule: messenger RNA, 1142 nt
Organism: Theobroma umbraticum
Lineage: Eukaryota; Viridiplantae; Streptophyta; Magnoliopsida; Malvales; Malvaceae
Product: proteasome subunit alpha type-4-like
Biological process (GO): ubiquitin-dependent protein catabolic process
Cellular component (GO): proteasome core complex; proteasome core complex, alpha-subunit complex
Source: RefSeq, a predicted model, not a curated record